Molecule: messenger RNA, 995 nt
Organism: Malus domestica (apple)
Lineage: Eukaryota; Viridiplantae; Streptophyta; Magnoliopsida; Rosales; Rosaceae
Product: probable CCR4-associated factor 1 homolog 9
Cellular component (GO): CCR4-NOT complex; P-body; CCR4-NOT core complex
Molecular function (GO): poly(A)-specific ribonuclease activity; nucleic acid binding
Source: RefSeq, a predicted model, not a curated record
AUCCUAAUGUCUCACUAUAUAUAUACCAACAUCCACUCUUCACUCGUCCAAUAUCCACAAGCCUUCGCUGUUUAAUUUGUUAAUUAAAUCAAACAUGUGCCACCGCAAAGUAAGUUCAACUUCGAGUCCGAGUUCGAGUUCCAAGUCGAAGCCGAUCGCAAUCCGACAAGUGUGGGCCCACAAUCUAGAAUCUGAGUUCGAACUAAUUCGCCAAGUGAUCGACGACUGCCCCUUUAUUUCGAUGGACACAGAAUUCCCCGGACUAAUAUAUCGACAGCCGUACAAACACGAUACACACCCGACCGAUCACUACAAAAACCUCAAAUCCAACGUCGACGAUCUCAACCUCAUCCAGGUGGGCCUCACCCUCUCCGACUCCAGUGGCAACCUCCCCGACCUCGGCUCCCCGACGCCCUACAUCUGGGAAUUCAACUUCAACGACUUCGACAUCGCCCGGGACCGCCACGCUUCAGACUCCAUCCAGCUCCUCCGCCGCCAGGGAAUCGACUUCGACCGCAACCGCUCCGACGGCAUCGCGUCGGCCCGGUUCGCAGAGUUGAUGAUGUCGUCGGGACUCGUCUGCAACGACUCAGUGAGUUGGGUGGCGUUCCACGGCGCGUACGACUUUGGGUACUUGGUGAAGAUCCUCACGGGCCGGAAGGAAUUGCCGAGUGGCAUGGAAGAGUUUUUGAAGAUUGUGAGGGUGUUUUUCGGAAAUAGAAUUUAUGACGUCAAGUACAUGAUUCGGUUCUGUAACAGCUUGUACGGAGGGCUGGACCAGGUGGCGAAGAUUUUAAAGUUGGACCGAGCAGCCGGAAAGUGCCACCAGGCCGGUUCAGAUAGCUUGCUGACGUGGCAUGCGUUUCAGAAAAUUAGGGAUGUGUAUUUUGUGAAUGAUGGCCCCGAGAAGCACGCGGGGGUCUUGUAUGGAUUAGAAGUGCUUUGAUUUUUUAUUUUUGUUUCUUCGGUAUGGAGUUCCAAAAAUUUCUGUAUGA